UGUGCUACUCUAAAAUGCGGAAGUUGGAACGUUGUUGAUAGUCUGAGUCUGGAACUAAACGGAAAGACUAUCGUCUCUAUGGCUGACUACAAGCUCUUUUGGAACAACGUUCGUGCUCAUACUGGCUACAGCCCUCAGUACGUUGAAAAGCACGGAGCUGAAUCGUUCUUGUACCCUGACGCUGCUCAGUCGGUAUCAUACAGUUCUGGAUCCGCAUCUACCAGUGGUGAUGGAUAUUCAAACACCAUGGCAUUCUCGUCUUCCUUUGCUGUCUCGGCUCCUCCUGGUGGUGCAACUAUUCCUAAUGAUGGUUUCGUUAAGCGCCUUCUAUCAAAUCCUGCUGCGGCUGGCGCUGACUUCUCCAGCUCGUGGCCGUCGGUAGGUGGUGCUGCUGCAUCGACUACCAUUUCUAACCAGACCUCGCGUGGAGCUUUCGUAGCUGGUGGUACUGCUGCUAACGCAAUCAUGGGAACGUGGAACUACAUGCUUAAGAUUAAGCUCACCGAUCUGCAUCCUAUCUUCCGUGAGCUUGACUUAAUGGCUAACCCUCAAAUUCGCCUGCGUUUCCGUGUGAAUCAGGGAACGUCUGUAGUCGCGGUAGAUGCUUCAAAGGGUAUGUCGCUAACCUCUACUACUCUAUCGUCUGGUAAUAGUUGUCCGGUCAUGAUUGCUGCUUCUGCUACCGGUAAUCCGAUGAAUGGUGUGCUUGCCGCAUCUGCUGGCUUUAGUGUUGCUUGGGGAGCGGUUGUAAAUGCUCUUGAACCUACCAUCGAUGGUACAUACAUGUCUUUUACUACUGUUCGUUUGUAUGUCCCUUUCGUUCAUCUUGAGAACCCUCAAGCUAUUAUCUCUAAGCCGGUUAAGAAGGUUCGCUACAAUGAUUGCUACGCGCAGUGGUUUUACCAGCGUGCUGGUAUUGGUAAGUCCUCGACUCAACUAAAUGCUUCUUUCGAUUUACAACUAUCGGCAAGUGUUAAAAACGCGAAAUAUGUUGUGCUUUUACCAUUCGCGGAACAGACAAACAACUUUGCUUCUGCUACUGUUCCGCCUGUGCUUUAA
This is a messenger RNA of Phytophthora sojae, 1059 nucleotides long. RefSeq lists its product as hypothetical. The annotation marks the transcript as partial. The record is from RefSeq and is a predicted model, not a curated record. NCBI's taxonomy places the organism in Eukaryota, Oomycota, Peronosporomycetes, Peronosporales, Peronosporaceae. The transcript has a single exon.